This is a messenger RNA of Corticium candelabrum, 1130 nucleotides long. RefSeq names its product collagen triple helix repeat-containing protein 1-like. The transcript has 4 exons. Bases 127 to 969 code for a protein of 280 amino acids. Lineage: Eukaryota; Metazoa; Porifera; Homoscleromorpha; Homosclerophorida; Plakinidae. The record is from RefSeq and is a predicted model, not a curated record.
CGAACAAAAGCAUCAGAAUCUCUCUAUCGAACCGUUCGACUUUCUAGCUCCAACAUCUCCUAGAGAGUCCACAACAAAUAGUACAAGGUCUAUCAAAGGAAUCAAAUCGACGCAAAAUACGUUGCAAUGAAAUUCACACUCUUCUUCAUCUCAGCUUUGGCUUUCCUCUGCCUCUCAUCAUCAGAAUUCCUUUCUUGGGAAAAUAUCCAGGACUAUGUCACUACGGAACCUCCACCAAAGAAACAACCGUAUCAGUCACCAGAUUGCAAAUGUGUUGGAGAGCCUGGGGGAAAAGGAGAGCUAGGUUCAAAAGGAGAGCGAGGACCAAAGGGAGAGUUAGGAGCAAAUGGAAUGCCAGGAGCAAAUGGAAUGCCAGGAGCAAAUGGAAAGACAGGACUAAAGGGAGAGCCUGGAAGAGAUGGAAGACAUGGUCAGAACGGAAGACUAGGAAGCAGACAUGUUGUAAAAGGUGCACGAGGUGAGAAAGGAGAGACAGGUUCACCAGGAGUCACACCAAUUCCACAGCAACUAAACUGGAAGCAGUGUGCUCAAAGUAUUGGCUCAGACAAAAAAGCAGGAACAUUACUCCACUGUUUCUUCAAAAAAUACGAAGAUAAAACAUCACUACGUGUAGAAUUUGGAGGAACUAUACGAACAAUGCUUAACACCUUGAAGAAAAAACAAAGUGUCGUUUGUGCUCGAUGGUACUUUACAUUCAAUGGUGAAGAAUGCCAACCACCAAUUGAUGGUGUUGUGUUUGAGGGUCAGAUAGGCAAUUCACAUUAUCCUCACCAAAUCGGCGGGUUUUGUCAAAAAACUGCAAGUAACAAACAUCUUAAAACUGGCACAGUUCACAUUGAAUUUCGCAUUGGGCAUUGCCAUCAUAGACGACCAGAAGGCAUCCCAUAUCUUGGCUUGGAUUCUGUUUCACGAAUAAUAAUCAUUGAAAUGCCACCACCUCAGGAGUAAAGCCGAGCUAUGAACUCUUGCAGAACUGAUGAUAUUAACUGAUGUUGCUCUAGCUACACACAGCAAUAAGUAGUUGCUAGAUGUGUACGUCACUUUGCUGUAGAAUGUGUGCUGCGCUUCUUGCUGAUUACUCAGAAAGCAAAGGCUGUUGCAAAUACAAA